Desarmillaria tabescens is the source of this 1671-nucleotide messenger RNA. RefSeq names its product pyridoxal phosphate-dependent transferase. The transcript is spliced from 6 exons. Lineage: Eukaryota; Fungi; Basidiomycota; Agaricomycetes; Agaricales; Physalacriaceae. Bases 1 to 1671 code for a protein of 556 amino acids. The record is from RefSeq and is a predicted model, not a curated record. Gene Ontology annotation, molecular function: pyridoxal phosphate binding; cystathionine gamma-synthase activity. Gene Ontology annotation, biological process: transsulfuration.
AUGAAUACGGACGCUUCACCAGUAACUGGCGGUGACGUUCCUCUUGGGGCCCCAGUCCCACCAGACUGCCCUCACGCGCUUCUUUGCUCUAUACCUACAUGGACCGACAUCGUCGAAUACAUGGAUCGCAAAGAACGGGUAGUGAAGACCCUAAAAACGGCAUAUCCACGCUUGAAGCUUCAUACUUAUGUCAAGCAGCUCAGCAAAAUAUGUUCUGAUAUUCAUGGCAAGGAAGAUGAAGAGUGCUUGCUUUUCCCUUCUCUCAAAAACGCGGAGUAUUGCCAGGAAUACGUACUCAAACAUGCAAUGAUGCAGCAGCGGCUCCGUAUUGUGCGCUUCAGCUUACCCCUCUUCGCAGUUCUCUUCCCAUCAUCCUCUUUCCCUCAAGCUCUGCCAUUCUGGGUAUACACCGGGACAGGGAUAUCCACGCGCUUGGCUGAACAUUGCCUCUCUGCCCUGCCAAUAGAAUUGCUUGACACCAGCACUUUGACGAUGCCUCUCGCACCACGCAGUUGGAGAAAUUCCGAGUUCUAUAACGUACAUAGACCCUUGGAGUCGGGUGCGGAGGCCAAGACUGUUAUCAGGAGACUCUUUUCCGGCAUCAUCAAUGAAGGUCCAGAAAACAUACGGGGCGUCCCGUAUAUAUCACCAGACGACGUGUAUCUCUAUUCCACAGGCAUGAACGCUAUCUGGAACGUGCAUCUAAUGGUACUGCACACCCAAUCGAAAGAAACAAAAUGUGCUGCCCUCUUAUAUUCACACACCCACGACGUGCUCGAAAACUGGGGACCCGGAUACCACUUCCUCUCAAACGGCUCCAUAGACGACCUCGAGACCCUACUCGCCCUCGAAUACGCGCGCAACCCCAAUCAGCCCCCCAUUUCCGCAUUGUAUCUCGACUUCCCAGCGAACCCUCUCUUGAGGUCCCCUGACGUUCCCCGCCUGAGAAAACUCGCAGAUCAAUACGGGUUCCCGCUAAUCAUUGACGAGACGGUGGGCAACUUCCUCAAUACACAGUUACUUCCAUACGCAGAUAUCGUUACUUGUAGUCUCACCAAGGUCUUCAGCGGACUUGCGAAUGUGAUGGGUGGCGCCUUCCUUCUCAACCCCGCAUCGAAGCACUAUCCGGCAUUCAAAGCCUACAUGGACACCAACUACGAAGACACUUACUUCAGUGAAGAUGCUAUCUGUAUAGAAGCGAAUUCCCGAGAUAUGAAGCGGCGUGUACGUAUGAUAGACCGCAAUGCAGAAGUGAUAGCCGAUUUCUGCUACGAGGAUUCGUUGAAAGCGGAGUCUGUUAUCAAACAGGUGCUUUAUCCAAAGUAUCAGAUGCGGGAACACUACGAACACUGCUGGUCUAAAGCCACUGAUAAUCCGGGAUAUGGAGGUCUUCUUACGCUGUCCUUCAUCUCUAAUGCUGCCGCAAUGGCGUUUUUUGAUGCCUUGCCAUGCUAUAAAGCUGUCACACUAGGCACAGUAUUUACGCUCGCUGUACCGUUCGCGGAGGCAGGUUUCCACGAUAAACUGGAAUGGGCACAGGAGAACGGGAUUGAUUACGCCUCGGUACGCUUCAGCAUAGGCAUGGAAGAUCUGACAAGCCUGAGGGACGGAUUCAAAGCAGCACUAACAAAAGCGGCGGCAGAACACGUAGCGUCGUUUAAGCAAAAGUGA